Vigna umbellata (rice bean) is the source of this 1450-nucleotide messenger RNA. RefSeq names its product putative protein S-acyltransferase 1. Gene Ontology annotation, biological process: protein targeting to membrane; peptidyl-L-cysteine S-palmitoylation. Lineage: Eukaryota; Viridiplantae; Streptophyta; Magnoliopsida; Fabales; Fabaceae. Gene Ontology annotation, cellular component: endoplasmic reticulum; Golgi apparatus. The record is from RefSeq and is a predicted model, not a curated record. Gene Ontology annotation, molecular function: protein-cysteine S-palmitoyltransferase activity.
AAUGUUGUCUAAAAUAGUUAGUAGUAACGAAAAGAUCGGUGGAAUUUGAAAGAUCGUUAGAGCAAUGCUUGUUUCAUGGAUGAAGAGAGAGAGAGAGGGGAGAGAGGCGAGAAGGUGUGAGAAAAUGAGAUUGUAAGAAAAAAAAGGAAGGAACUUCAGAAGGGAAAUUCAAUUCCCUUCUUGUUGUUCCCCUACCACGGCCAAUUGAUCUCGCGGUGAGGAACAAUAAUCCAGAACAUUAAGCAAAAGUCUUAAUUCAAUACCACGAAACAAAUGCAAGUGGAUUUUUGCUGACAGAGGUGAUCAUUGCAACAACAUCAUCUUCAACCACGAUUCCUGCCACCAAAACAAUAAUAAAAUGGCCUCUCGCUCCUCGUCUAUCGCCACCUCAAUUCCACCUUCCGGCGUCAAGAGAAGGCUCUACCAAGUUUGGAAAGGAAACAAUAAAUUUCUCUGUGGUGGAAGAUUAGUUUUCGGUCAGGAUGCAUCAUCUCUUUUUCUAACAUCGUUCCUGAUUGGAGGUCCUGCAAUUACAUUUUGCAUAAGAAUGCUAUUAUCAUUAAAGAAAGAAGACCCUCACUUUAGCAACCCUGUACUAAUUGGAGGAGUGGUUCUCACAGUUUUGGUUUUUGUUUUUCUCUUCAUGACAUCUAGUAGAGAUCCAGGCAUUAUCCCCAGAAAUGCACAACCACCUGAAUUAGAUGAACCUUUAGACAUAAACACACCAUCCAUGGAAUGGAUAAACAAUAAGGCCCCUAAUUUGAAGUUUCCCAGAGUGAAAGAUAUGACUGUUAAUGGUCACACAGUAAAGGUGAAAUUUUGUGACACUUGUUUGUUGUAUCGUCCGCCACGUGCCUCUCAUUGUUCUAUUUGCAACAAUUGUGUGCAAAAGUUUGAUCAUCAUUGCCCUUGGGUUGGUCAGUGCAUUGCAUCGCGUAACUAUCCAUUCUUCAUUUUGUUCAUAUCAACAUCAACCUUGUUGUGUAUAUAUGUGUUUGCUUUUUCUUGGGUUAACCUUCUCCGACAGAAGGGUAGAUUGUGGGUCAACAUGUCACAUGAUGUUCUAUCAGUUACUCUCAUUGUUUAUUGCUUCAUAGCUGUUUGGUUCGUGGGAGGGCUAACGGUUUUCCAUCUUUAUUUGAUUUCCACCAACCAGACAACCUAAGAGAAUUUUCGGUACCGAUACGAUAAGAAGGAAAAUCCAUAUACAAAGGGAAUAAUGCGAAACUUCAAAGAACUUUCCUGUGGUAGGAUCCCAAAAUCAUUGAUAAAUUUCAGAGAAUGGGUUGUGGUUGAGGAUGAUAUUCCAGAUGAAUCGUAUACUUCAGAUUUGGAAAGAGGUUUUAUAAGCUCAAAGCACAAAUUUGACAUGGAAAUGGGAACAAUGUAUGGCAAAGAUGGUAUGCGAGUUCCUCCCAUCUUGAAGGAACUGGAUUAUAGUGGCAUUGAU